Molecule: messenger RNA, 201 nt
Organism: Prunus armeniaca (apricot)
Lineage: Eukaryota; Viridiplantae; Streptophyta; Magnoliopsida; Rosales; Rosaceae
Source: the annotation of a GenBank genome assembly
AUGGUUGUGGUGGUUCGAUUGGGUGGUGCUGGUGGUUUAGCUAGGUAUGUGGUGGCUGGUGAUUAUGGUGAUGGUUCGAUUAGGUGGUGGUCUGAUGGUUGUGGCAUCGGGGUGAUGGUGGUAUGUUUGAUGUUUCGCGCUUGUGUGUUUGAUGGUGGUGGUGGUAUCCAGAGGGACUCCGUGUACAAAACAGCACCCUAG